AUGGACAGAGCAUCACAUCUCAGCAUCGUCGUCGACCUGUCUCCCACUCACUGGUACCUUUCGUCAACACGAACGCAACAGAACUCUCGGCCUUUGUCGCUCAAAUCAUUUUUGUCACAACUACUUGUCUUCAUGAACUCGCACAUAGCCUGCAAGGAUGAAAAUACACUCGCCGUCUUCGGCGCCUUACCCGGGCGUAGUCUCAUGCUAUACUCGUCGACCAACGAGGCCUCAGGCAACACAUUCGAUAUCGCGGAUGCCGAUACGUAUCGGCCGUUCAAAGUUCUCGACGCGGCGGUCAUGCAGACAAUAGCGCAGCAGGUAGAGACGCUCGGCGCGUCAGACCUUGAGAAGCCUAUCGAGGUAGUCGGGGCGCUUACCAAGUCGUUGUGCUACAUAAACCGUACCACGACGACAUCACCCACACAAACAAGCGAGAAAACCACAUCCCUCGACCCCCGCAUUCUCAUACUCUCUGUUUCACCCGACCAGUCUUCAUCUUAUAUACCGAUCAUGAAUUCAAUCUUCUCUGCUCAGAAGCUGAAAGUGACAAUAGACGUUUGCAAGAUCUAUGGUUCUGAGAGCGUAUUUCUGCAGCAGGCAGCACAUUUGACUGGAGGCUCGUAUCUUCACCUCGAAAGAGCAGACGCUCUACUGCAAUAUCUGACUAUGUCCUUCCUUGCGCCUCCUGGUAUUCGUCAGUUGCUGUCGGUGCCCACUCAAGAUAAGAUCGACUUUAGAGCCGCAUGUUUCUGCCACAAACGAAUCGUAGACAUUGGGUUCGUCUGCUCUGUGUGUUUAUCCAUAUUCUGCCAGCCUGUACCUGUGUGUUCCACAUGCCGCACGAAAUUCCCCAUCAAGACCCUCCAGCGCCUCAACGCGGCACGGCCAACCGCCAUGACCCCUGUUUCAAAUGUCAAUGGAGGCCAGUCUGCUGCGCACAAUGGAUCACGGUAG
Messenger RNA from Fomitopsis serialis, 957 nucleotides. RefSeq names its product transcription factor Tfb4. NCBI's taxonomy places the organism in Eukaryota, Fungi, Basidiomycota, Agaricomycetes, Polyporales, Fomitopsidaceae. Gene Ontology annotation, cellular component: transcription factor TFIIH holo complex; transcription factor TFIIH core complex. Bases 1 to 957 code for a protein of 318 amino acids. Gene Ontology annotation, biological process: nucleotide-excision repair; regulation of DNA-templated transcription. The record is from RefSeq and is a predicted model, not a curated record. The transcript has 9 exons.